Messenger RNA from Dermacentor silvarum, 683 nucleotides. RefSeq lists its product as uncharacterized. The transcript has 2 exons. The coding region runs from base 42 to 389 and encodes 115 amino acids. The record is from RefSeq and is a predicted model, not a curated record. Lineage: Eukaryota; Metazoa; Arthropoda; Arachnida; Ixodida; Ixodidae.
UGGUGAGACUGUACGACAAGCCUCCGCAAGGGGAAUUCUACAUGGGCCGGGAGAUGACCGUGAACUUGACCAUGGGCAUGUGGGUCAGCAGGGGCCUCCCCGUUAGCCUGCGCAAGACACUCCACCAGUGCACCCGGUGGAUCAUCGAGUCCGGCCUGCCCGAGUGGAAUCGGCUCAGCAUCAUCCAGCGGGCCAAGCAGAGGAGCCAGACCGGGGCGCAGGGGGCGCAAUCCUUCACCUUCCACACCAUCCGCGUGGAGGACGUGAGCGGCCUCUUCUACCUGAUGGUCGCCUGCUUCUCCAUCUGCCUGCCGGCGGCCAUGUUGGAGCACGUGGCGUUCGCCCUCGGCAGGUGCCGCUGCUGUCGUCGCCGCGUGCACGCUACUUAAACGUGCAGCUAUACGCUCAGUUGCCGCGUACAGCUGGCGCACCCAUCGCACACCUAUCACCACGCGGCGGUGCACUCGCCCUUCUGCCCCAGAAUUGCUUGACGACUACUUUAGAAGAGCGCAUAGAAAGGCACAGAGACGCACACUACUUUGCUUGCUAACUUCAAAUAAAGUUUACAAUAGCUAAAAAUCGUUUACUUGAUCUCUGAAACGGUCUCAACCUACAAUACCUUUCUUGCCUUCUCAAUUUUUUUUCUUUACCAGCCUGCCACUUCUCCUGCAACACUAAGGCUA